Messenger RNA from Lasiosphaeria miniovina, 1690 nucleotides. Its product is annotated as ubiquitin-conjugating enzyme E2-binding protein. Gene Ontology annotation, cellular component: cytosol; ubiquitin ligase complex; nucleus. The record is from RefSeq and is a predicted model, not a curated record. Bases 201 to 1436 code for a protein of 411 amino acids. Gene Ontology annotation, molecular function: ubiquitin protein ligase activity; cyclin binding; ubiquitin conjugating enzyme binding. The transcript has 2 exons. Gene Ontology annotation, biological process: proteasome-mediated ubiquitin-dependent protein catabolic process; protein autoubiquitination; protein polyubiquitination. Lineage: Eukaryota; Fungi; Ascomycota; Sordariomycetes; Sordariales; Lasiosphaeriaceae.
CAUUGGACAGCCUGUCCCGUCCGCGCCUCUCGUCGUUACUGUUUUCAACAAACUUCAACUUCACUCCUCACUCGUUCCUUCCUCACUCUUCAGCAGUUCGCCCCAGCGUGAACAGGCGGUGAGGGAAGCGCGGAAUAGUCUUCCACUUUGCGCCUUCUUCUCUCCGAGUAAAUUAGAGCUGCUUUAAAGACAGAGAAGCCAUGGCCUCUUGCGGCUCCAUCUACGCCGAGCUGCUCUCAAACAUUCGCCAAAUCUCUCUCGCGGUAUCGCUGCACUCGCCCAGCGAUGCCUCGACGCAAGUCGCUGUCACAGCCGAUGGCUGCAGUGUCGAGCUCAGGCACCGCGGAGAGACUCGGCACCUGGUCCUGCCAGCAAAGGUUACCCUCGGCGGCGCUGUCCUCCCCAUCCAGAAACAAAAUGUCCAGUCGCUGUCAUGGCGGUUGCCGCUUGACCCGGAGGGGUCCUCGCCUGGCCUAGUAUUCCGCCCUAGAGAUGGGGGAGAGCAGCGUCCGCCAUCGUGGUCGGCCGCCGAUCUACUACCCGGCUCUGAAGUCUCUUGCAGGCAGUGCGGUUCCGUCCUCGUCAACAAAGACGCUUUAACGGUAUGGAAGGACUUGCCGAGCGAAAACUGGGCCGAGAUGAUGGAGUUCUGGCAUUGCCACAAGCCCAGCGACGGGGGACACCACCAUGCCGAGAGCAAUGGGCAGACUGAUGAGAAGAGCAUUGCCUCUAAGGGGUAUGGUGCAUCCUCCCACAUCUCGGCGCAAAAGAGCAUCGGCUUUGUAGAUUUGACGACGCUGCUUUUUGCUGAAGACGACUGCCUGGGCAUCACGUUCUCCCCCUCUGGCUACGAACACGGGUCAGCAGAUAGACAUGCCUUGGCGGAAACGGACGCACCAGGCAGCCAGCCCCGGAGCUUGAAUGUUUUUUGUUCUUCUUGUCGCACGCAGCUGGGGUUCUUCAACUUCAGAGCAGCUGCAGUCACACUCUUGAAGUGGCAGAUAUCGUGCCAGUCUGUCUCUGGCAGUGCCCCCGGAAUCUCCAAGUGCCUCGCCGUCACGCUCAUCUCCAUCAUUGCCCGGUCUGCAUCUUCCAAAUUGUUGAUAACGCCCAUAUCUGAGUCCACAACCUCUCCUGACGAUACCCAACCGAGCAUGGAGAAUGCUCUCCAUAUCUGGGUAUUGAACAGCGGCAUCGUGUACUCGUCAAGUGCUACUGCACCAGGAAGCACGCCAGCUAUCAAACUCCUCUACCGGCUGAUUAGGCGCGAGGAGGCCGAGCGGAUGCUCGAGACGCUUACCUACGACGCCCAGGAAGUAAGUCUACCAGCCGGCGCGCUGGGAAAUGUUAUCCAGUCCUUGGACGAGAGCAAUGGGCUGUUGCCCGAGUCUGAGCGGCUGUUCAAGGAGUGGAAGGUUGGCCUGCUGAAGAAAUAGGUUCUGUGUGGGACCGGGUGACCUUGGAUUCGGGCACAGUCAUAGAUGCUAGUUAGCUCGAUUCUCCAGUACUUCUCCCUAAUAUUAGCUCAUAUCAAUCCACAAUCGGCUUAUAUCGAAGCUGGGCUGACUUGAAGCGUUUCAUUUUUCCUGUAUUGCAUAUUUUCAUUUUAUCGUAUGCGUAGUGAUGGUAUAAGCCAUUUUCACUUUGGUGAUAAAUUCUUGCAAGACGCUCCUAGAGUUGACGAAAUAAC